Messenger RNA from Spinacia oleracea (spinach), 1004 nucleotides. Its product is annotated as peptide methionine sulfoxide reductase B5. The record is from RefSeq and is a predicted model, not a curated record. Bases 62 to 733 code for a protein of 223 amino acids. Gene Ontology annotation, molecular function: peptide-methionine (R)-S-oxide reductase activity. The transcript has 3 exons. Gene Ontology annotation, biological process: response to oxidative stress; protein repair. NCBI's taxonomy places the organism in Eukaryota, Viridiplantae, Streptophyta, Magnoliopsida, Caryophyllales, Amaranthaceae.
AAAGUUAAAACAUAUUAUUCCCUAACAAAUUAAUUCAAUUUUGUGGAAAAAGUCGAAGAAAAUGGGCUUGAAUAUUAUCAGAACAACCACACCUUUCGCUUCAUCCGUCACCACCUCCACCACUAAAUUACUGAUUCCCAAGUUUCAUUCCGAAAACUAUACUUCUUUCCUUAAUAAUCCCGCAAAUUAUUCCAUUCCCAUUUGCUUAAACACAUCAAAGUUUAGAUCUUUGGUAUCAAAACCCAGAAUUUACCCUAUUUUUUCAACUGAGUUUGGUGGGAAAUUGAAUCAGAAAAGCUUGAGGUUUUCAACAAUGGCUGCAGCUCCCGGUUCAGUGCAAAAACCAGAGGAGGAAUGGCGCGCUAUUCUCUCUCCUGAGCAGUUUCGUAUUCUCAGAGGGAAAGGAACUGAAUACCCUGGAACAGGGGAAUACAACAAAGUGUUUGAGGAAGGAAUCUACAGCUGUGCAGGAUGUGGAACUCCUCUCUAUAAAUCAACAACCAAAUUUGACUCUGGUUGUGGUUGGCCAGCUUUCUAUGAGGGACUUCCUGGAGCCAUAAAUCGCACUGCUGACCCUGAUGGUAGAAGGGUUGAGAUUACAUGUGCAGCAUGCGGCGGACAUCUUGGUCAUGUCUUUAAAGGUGAAAAAUUUCCGACACCCACAGAUGAGCGUCACUGUGUUAACAGCGUCUCGCUCAAGUUUGCUCCAGCAAAUUCUGAUGCUCCUCAAUGAUUGACUGAUAUGUCCUUUUAUCAGGUCUUUAAUAAAUGUACUUUUUAGUAUUCCGUAUUGUCCUUUGAUUUUGCCAUGAAUCAUUGUGUUGAUGAAGCUGGCUCAUAUUAUGUAUAUUCUGGUUUCCCAACUUCAUGUGACCCAGUGAAUGGUUAACGACAUCGAUUUUGUUAUGUGGUAUGAUCUCUGUGUGAAUCACUCUGACUUUGAGGAUGACUGUUACUUAUGUGUGAUCACACUCCAAUUAGUAACCAGUUCUUUUUUGGGUUAA